Brettanomyces bruxellensis is the source of this 2514-nucleotide messenger RNA. RefSeq lists its product as uncharacterized. The record is from RefSeq and is a predicted model, not a curated record. The transcript has a single exon. Bases 1 to 2514 code for a protein of 837 amino acids. NCBI's taxonomy places the organism in Eukaryota, Fungi, Ascomycota, Pichiomycetes, Pichiales, Pichiaceae.
AUGAGUACAAUUCUUCGAAAUUUAGAAGAUUUUCUAGGUAAAGAUAGUACCCCUUUGGUUGAAACAUCUCUUAAUCUCGAACCGAACUUGGUAGAUGAGCAAGUUAUCGUAGCUGAUGCAGACCUUGAUAAAUCGGAUGAUGAGGAUGAACAAAUCAGGAAUUACAGAGAGCGAUUAAAGAGGCACGAUCAGAUAGAAGAUGGACAUAAAAGAAGGCGCCAUAACAUAGAUAUUCAUGAUCAUAUGAUGGACUCCCAGAACAUGCUCCUUCGUGUUCUGUCCAUGAUUCUCCAUGGAAAAAAGGAAUAUGAGUUACCAUGCUCCGUGGCAUACAUAUAUAAUAUAUCAGAAAGUUUGCGUCACAACUCUAGUUUUGCUUCCAUGAUGUAUCAAAAGGAAGAUGAAAUUUUUGAUACUGAAAUUGCUUCGAUUUUGAGAGAGAGAAAUUCAAUGAGGGACAAAGAAGUGAUUAAAGAAUUUAUUAAAUCAUUUACUGACUGGCUUGCCAUAUUAAGGCGAUUGCAAAUAGUAUUUACAAUUUUUGAUGAAUCCCCAAACUUUAGAACUCACGAAGAAAAAAGGCGAAUAAUUCCCUUUUGGAUUACUAAAUUUGGUAGGGUUGUCCUUGAGCCACUGUUUAAUAGUGAUUCAGACAGUUCUGACAAGCAUUUUAUGGAAAAUGGCCUUAUGAAAUGCUUUUUGCAAUUUUUUGUCACAACCUACACGUUUUAUGACCCUCCAUCUGAACAAAUGAACGAAGAUUAUACUUUGGUGAAUGACUUUUUUGAUAUAUUAAAAGUGAUUUCCGAUAAUACGAAGCAUACAAAGCCAUUGAAUUUAACUUCCUUGUUUAAGCAUGCUGCGGCUAUGUUUGUUAAAGAGUUUGAUAACACGUAUGAGGAACCCUCACAAUUUGUUUCACGAUUAAAAUUUCUUCUAUUGAAGCUUCGUGAUUUUAAAGAUAUGAUAUGCGUUGAGAUGCGAAUGCAUAUUGAUCCUUUACUGUGUUCCAUAUGUAAGGGAUGCUUGACUUCGAAUUUUGCAAAACAAAACUUCUUGGAAAUAAUUUUUGAAGACGUUAUAGAAUUUAGGUUUCAGGUUGAAUUUGUCUAUAGUGUACAAGAAAAGUACCGUUUGAAUUUGCAUGCUUGGGAGUCAACUAAGAGUUUCAUUGAAAAAAAGCUUACAAUAAUGAUUAUAAGACAGAAACGCGAAACUAGGACAUUAAAGUUAUAUAGUGCCGGACAAGUUAUGGCAGAUUUGAUAAAUUUUAGUAAGAAUCUUGAGGAUAUUCUUGCUAAAUAUGUCCGCAUGAGUUCAGUUGCUCUGGUCAUUCAAAAUGUUCUCAAGAGAACGAAUUCAGAGAAUUUUGUAGCUGAAGCUCUGGCGAGGUAUAUGCACCAUGAACUUAUAAAUGUGUUUAAUGCUGCUGAAGAAUCUUCUGAAGACAAAGAUCUCUCUAUUUCCUUAAGGAAUAGUGAGGUGGAAAAAUUAUCAUUACAUUGUUCAAUGAUAUUUUCCAUGAUACCGGGUAAAAGAAAUUUAGUUACUGCUAUCUAUGAAAAUAUAUUAAGGAAGGAAUUACUCUAUGGAAGCAUUAUAAUGCCAACGCGAUUGAAAAAUGACUGUAUCGAAUUAGUCAGGGAGGAAUUUGCAGUGCGGUGCAUGGGUGAAAAGUUCAGUCUAAAUGUUAAUAACAGCUUGCUCAUCAUGAUACAUGAUUUGCAGAAAAGUAAUUUGGAGCUUUAUAAGUUUGUCAGCCAAUCCAAAUCACAAUUUAAGGCAAAUUUUUGCUGCUUAAAAAAGGAGGAUUGGACUAAGGAAUUACCCGGGGAAUUUGUUCAGUUACCUAAUGAAUUAACCGAUGUGGCCUGCCGAUAUCAGAAGAGUCUCAAUAAGCAAAACUUUGAGUGGUAUUAUCAAUUACAGAGAGUCACGUUGAAUGUUCUUUUUAAUGAAAAUGAUUCACAUUCCUUAAAAGAAAUUGAAUGUUCGAGCUAUCAGGCCGCUAUAUUUUUGGCAUUUCAGAAUCGAUAUGUCAUUUCUCUCAAGGAACUUCAGUCAAUUACAAAAAUGGAAUUACAAUUUCUUGAAGAAAACUUGAAAUUGCUCGUUGGAAAAAGGAUGUUACUUUGUCAUACCAAGAAUAAGACGUACGAAAUUAAUUCGAAGUUCAUGUCAGACAAAAAAGUCAUCAAACUUCAUAAUUAUAUUAAUAAAAAAAAAAAAUUUCAACUAACCAGAACCGGAAUAGAAAGAGCCGAUUUCGAAAUGAUGCAUAUGAGGAUCACCUGUUUUAUCACUCGGAAACUUAAAGCGGACAGUCCAAUUGAAUAUCUAAAGCUAGUGGAGGAUAUUUUACACUACUUGGUAGAAUCCAAUGUGAAUUUUAAACAGAUUCUUACCUGUCACAACACUGAUAUUCACGCCUUUAUCAAGAAGAUUCUUGAUGAGUUAACGGGAGAAGUUUAUAUUCGCAGAGUUAAUGAAAAUUAUUAUGAGUAUAUUCCAUAA